AUGGAAAUCCCAGAUGAUUUCUCCUCCUAUGUGAGUGCCCCAAAUAGCCCUGCUCGAUGCAGCCCUGGAAAUAAUUUGUUCUAUAGUGUCCCGGGAAGUCCUAGGAAAAGAACAAUAUCAAACACUCCAUAUGAUGCAUGUUACAGUGAUCAUGAGUACAUGACACCACCAAUGACACCCUAUCAAGAUGCAAAUUCCGAUCUCGAUGACUUUGAAUUCGAAACCAGUCGCAGUUUCAAUCUUGACGAGUUUGAUAACGUGAAAAGUCAGCAGAAGGCUUCGUUGGACAGGAAACAGCAAGAACAAAUUAGGCAACAAAGGCAGUGCAGGGACUCCCUUCCGAUGACCAUGUCAUUUGCUGAUGAGCUUUUCUGUGAUGGAAAAGUGAUGCCACUUGCACCUCCGGCACUCAAACUUCCACCACGUCUUCAUCAGAAAAGGAGUGGCAGCCAGAGCCCCAUGCCAUCUUCCCCAAGGUCUCCCAGUUUUGUUCUGAAUUUGCCAUUUUCGUACAGGAGGUUGUGGAAUGAUGAUUUUGAUCCAUUCACAGUGGCAUUGGAGCGUGUCAGGGAGGAGAAAAAGAGAGGGAAAGAAAAGACACACGAUCAUAACAUGGUGGGCUUGAAUGACCAACAGAACAAGGAAACUGGCCAGCUAACACCAAUUCACUCACCUUCUGCAAACUCUGCGGGUCAGCUGGAACCAAGGAAACAAGUUGGGCAAAGUCAAAAAAGGCUGGCUCUUCCCAAAGGACUAGAAUUUGCAAGACAAGUUAGACUUAUCCAAAAUGGUUAUAAUGAGAGAUUUAGUGACCUCAAUAUGGCAAGACCUCUCUGCAGAGUAGAAGAGACACCUAAGAAUAAGAUUGUUCAAGGAAGUGGAGAUCAAAGGAACAUAAGUGCUCCUUGUACAAAGGAAACCAAGGGGCAGAAAAUCAAGGGCUUUCACUGA
This is a messenger RNA of Prunus armeniaca (apricot), 951 nucleotides long. NCBI's taxonomy places the organism in Eukaryota, Viridiplantae, Streptophyta, Magnoliopsida, Rosales, Rosaceae. The record is from the annotation of a GenBank genome assembly.